Coccomyxa subellipsoidea C-169 is the source of this 1914-nucleotide messenger RNA. RefSeq names its product putative ABC transporter. Gene Ontology annotation, cellular component: membrane. Gene Ontology annotation, biological process: transmembrane transport. The record is from RefSeq and is a predicted model, not a curated record. Lineage: Eukaryota; Viridiplantae; Chlorophyta; Trebouxiophyceae; Coccomyxaceae. The transcript has 13 exons. Gene Ontology annotation, molecular function: ABC-type oligopeptide transporter activity; ATP hydrolysis activity; ATP binding. Bases 1 to 1914 code for a protein of 637 amino acids.
AUGUGGGGUGGUGGUGGGAGGAGGCGUAUUCUUUCGAAAGAUUAUACUCUGUUGAGAGAUGAUCAGGAUGCUGAUGACAUUGAAAUUGGGCAGCAGAGAAAUGGCGCCAGUGCAUGGAGACUUGUGCUUUUUCUUGGGACGCUUGCGUUGGUCGUGGGAUCCUUGGCGACAGUGGCAGUCCCCAAGCUUGCAGGAGAGCUCAUCGAUGUUUGCAUCAACUAUGCAAAGGAGGAGAGUUCUGGGGACGUGGCAAAACGUGUGCUCAACCAGAAGCUCUUCCAGAUCAUUGGUAUCCUUGCAGUUGGCGGGGUUGCAACCGGUAUCAGGAGCUGGCUGUUCAAUGCCAGCGCGGAGAAGGUAAUGUGGCGGCUGCGGAACAAUCUCUUCUCUCACAUAAUUCUACAGGAGGUGGGAUUUUUUGACCGUGUGCGGACAGGGGAGCUCAUGAAUAGGCUGUCCGAGGACACAAGGCUCAUGAAGAGCGCUGGAACAAUUUCCAUAUCUAUCGCACUGCGGUCAUCGGUGGUGGCCAGCUUUGGCCUGGUUCUGAUGUUUAUGACGUCCCCGCUGCUGUCGGCUCUGACACUGGCAUGCCUGCCAUUCCUACUGGUGUCCUUCCGCAUCUUCAGCAAGCUCAACAUGAAGUACACGGCCGAGAUGCUGACAGCCUCUGCACAGGCCGCCACCGUGGCUGAGGAGUGCUUCGGCUCUAUUCGCACGGUGCGGUCUUUUGCAAAGGAGACAGCAUCAACAGAGAGAUAUGGCGGAGCGCAAGGGCAGGUUUUGCAAUGGGGCCUCAAGUCGGCGCGCGCUUCCGGCUUUUUCUUUGGGUUCAACUCCAUCAUAGGCACUGGCUCCAUCGUGACAGUGCUCUGGUUUGGAGCUCGCCAGGUCGUUGAUGGAAAGCUCUCGGCUGGUCAGCUGAGUUCUUUUGUCAUCUACGCCCUCUAUGUGGGCACAAAUGUUGGCGCCCUGGCUGGCGUGAUUUCCAAUCUGAUCCAGGCUGUUGGUGCAAGCAGAAGAGUGUUUGAGCUGCUGGAUCGGCAUGCUCGUCAGAAGCCAUCUGGCAAUGAGAAGCCCAUGGGCUCCCCAGAGGGAGGAGAAAUUGUCUUCGACAAUGCCUGGUUUGCCUAUCCCAGUCGGCCGGAUGUGCAGGUUCUCAAAGGGCUCAGCCUCCGUGUGCAGCGAGGUCAGAAGUUUGCCUUGGUGGGCGCUUCUGGCGGCGGCAAGUCGACCAUUGUGAAUCUCAUACAGCGCUUUUAUGAUCCUCAGAGAGGAGCAAUCAUGCUGGAUGGAGUGCACCUUCCUGAAAUUCAGCAUGAGUGGCUGCAUUCCCAGGUGUCCAUCGUCAGUCAAGAGCCCAUCUUGUUUGCAGAGUCCAUUCUUUACAACAUCACUUUCGGCGUGGAGGAGGCUGCCAAGCUGGCGAAUGCGUUUGAGUUUAUCCAGGCGUUUCCCCAGGGGUUCCACACCAAGGUGGGCGAGCGCGGCAUCCGCCUGAGCGGCGGCCAGAAGCAGCGCGUGGCCAUCGCGCGCGCCAUCCUCACCAAGCCCCGCAUCCUCCUCCUCGACGAGGCGACGAGCGCGCUGGACGCGGAGAGCGAGGCGCUGGUGCAGGAGGCGCUGGAGAGAGUGGAGGCAGGCCGCACAGUGGUAGUUAUCGCGCACCGCCUCUCCACCGUCAAGACCGCUUCCACCGUCGCCGUUAUUGAAAGCGGCGUCAUUGUCGAGCGCGGCACGCACUCCGAGUUGCUCGCCAAGGGUGGUGCCUAUGCUGUGCUGGUGCGACGGCAGCUGUCCAGCGCCAACCAUGAGUCAUCCUCGUCCCUGGCGUCCAUUGACGAAGAGGCCGAGGCUGUGCCAGAUGACAAUGCCGACCUCAUGAAUCGCACAGAGACGGGCAAGCAGCCCUGA